UACCCCCAUCUCACUAGAUGGCGAUUCCACUGCGAUCGUCAAAAAUCGACAAAGCGUGGUAUAACGUAGCUUGAUCGUGCCUUGAUCUUGUCAAUCUUCUCCGUCGUACCUUGAUCUUUUCUGAAGCGGCAAGGAUCGCCACCAUCUUUAUGGUCGCCACAGAAUUUUGAACAUGUUCAAAACUUACGUAGCGAGAUCGCGGAGGUGCUAAAGCGCAUCACAAUCGAGUCAUGAGCGUAUUGCAAACGACAUAUUCGUAGCUGUAACGGAGCCCCAACGCAUAAAGCGUAGUAUAAGCGCAUUAAAAGCGGCACCGAUCGCCCGUGGUUUUCAGGCCCGUUCCCAAGACAAUUCUGCUACGCUGCUUCCGUUUACAAGGCGACUGCCUUGCGCUCGACACGCUUCACACAGCUUCCACCACGACGCUUCCUUCUUUGGGUGGCAUGUGGCACACGUUCUCAGCCCGCUACAGGCGUUCGCGUUGUGCUUUUGCUGCGCCGCUGAUGACUGGGCGGCGAUUGCGCAACAACCGUCCGCGCUGCUAUAAAACGCCGUGCCGAUGGUGGCGGAUUAUCAUAUUUGCAACAGAUUACGAGGCGAUACCACAGCGUUUUCAAACAUACCUCCCAGAAAAAGGACCAGAAAAGGGAAAGCUGCCCAAGCUACCCCUCUUAGGCCGGCGGUCGAAGAGGAAGAUCAAGGGGUUAUGGUGGUGGUAGAGGAGGAGGAGGUAGAGGAGGAAGAGGAGGGGGUACAGGAGGAGGAUGAAAAUCUUACUGAUGAGCCAGCUGGAAAGAGAAAAAAGACGCUCACUUGUCUUGAUGACGAAAUGGGUUACCUCUGCAGAAAUAAAUAAAUUGAUUAUGUUUUGAAAUUAAAUUGAAUUCUAACCACAGUGACAGUAGACAACAUAAAAUUUUGUUAAUGAUUCGAUCACUAAUGUAUUGAUUGGGAAAGGCAAUCUUUAGGGAGAUUCUGGCAUUGUGCCUCCCUUUUUAUGAGUGCUCUCACAUCAGUAGACUACUUCUUGUCAGCAAAUUUGAAAGGAAUUUACCAAAUAUUUUUGAGUGACAAACUUUGUGGAAGAAAAUAAACAGAAUAUCAAAGAUUUUUAUGCUCUUUUAUGAAAUUCUGGAUGCAUCCCUCAUAUUAACUAUUAGGCUCAUCGACAUCUUUUGAAUGAAAUUUUAAAAAUAUUGUAUAUUAUGACUUAGGUGACAGCCAGGAUCGAACCCUUUUUGGCCUCCUCCUUCUCCUGUCCUCGCAUUCAACUUUUAACUGAUGUUCUUUUAGAAUGCCAAGAUGUAUAAGUCCAACCAAAUUCUGGACAUCCAUGUUGGUCGGAGGUUGGCAAUCGACUGAAAAAUUUGUCAUGUGCCGCGAUUAGUAUGCCGAUUGAUUAUAAUCGUUUCAAGAGCCCAUCAUGAACGUAACAUAAUCGCUUCAUUCGUAGCACCACCGUACCGAGGUCCUAAUUAGCGUAUGAGCCUCGUUGUACGAUCGCUUUGAUCGCAGAAGAAGCGCAUCACAUCUGCCUCGAAUCGUCGCAAGAAAGUGGCAUCGUCGUACUUUCAGCGUAUUACCAUCGCCUUCAGCGCAGGUCGGUCGCAUAGAAGUUGCAGUGCAAUCGUCUCGCAGGCUAAAAAUAGAAUUCGAGGAAGAUUCUGCUACGAUUUGCGGGAUUUACACAGAUCGCCAUGGUCGCCACGAUCGCCUUCCUAGUGAGAUGGGGGCCUUACUUACACUAACUUCCCUUUGUGUCUGCCUACUCCUUUUCUUUCAUCCCCUUCACUAACCUGAUUGGUCUUCUCUACUCACUAAUGCCCCUUUUGUCUCCUUGUUUCUAGUGUUGCUGUAGCUUGUUUGUGGUCUAUAUUAUGGUUGUUCCACUUUAUAUGUUUGUCAUUUUGCCUCCGACGAAGAUUCUGCUAGGAUCGAAAGCUUAGGCCCCUUUUUGACUUUCUCAUUUGGUAGUUUCAAAGAUAUCUCCGCCAUUCCCCGAAUCUUCAAUAUUUGAGGCAUUGCUUAAAAAUGCUAAAUUGGCUUCCGUGUAGAGAAGUCCCAUGCUCCAGAAACUGUGACAGGCACAAUCCGUUGCUUAAUUGUUUUCUGAAUGUCAUAAGUGCCAGGUGGUCUGUGUCAAAUUUCCAAUAUUUCCAUAUUCAGUACCUACAUGCACCAGAUGAUCAACCCGGAAUGUUUCAUCUCUAUUAGGAUCAAGGCAAAGCCCAAUGUUCAUGUACCAUCUUUUGGACAAAUACUCUACACCAUAAUCUAACAAGAUACACGUAAAUAAUGAAUUGAACUAUCGAGUAAAAUCGAUCUUUGAUUAUCCCCUCACAUACUAUGGUGUUAUCUUUUCUCAUAAAUGUUUUUGCAUACUUGGAAAACCUUGUCAUUAAAAGGCAUGUGGAAAGACUGCUUCAGAGGACCUGGCUGACUUCAAGUGCUCCUCAUCCACUCUGAGAUCAGCAUGGAUCGCUAUCUCCUCGGGCCAAGGAGAGGAUAUGCAUGAUAAUUUAUCCGCGGUGCUUGCUCAUAACGCCACUCAUUCGAAAAUUAAGCGUCUUGAGAUAAAGUACAUUGAUCUCAGUCAACGUCUGUCUGCAUCACGUGAUCUCGCUCAGUUUAUUUGUAAGAUGCCUCAUCUCAGGGAACUUUGUCUCGGUGAUGAAUAUCGACCUUCACUUCAUGAAGAGUUAUAUUCAACGUUAUCAUCCUUAGCAUCUUCCACGAAGAUAGAGUGUAUUGAGAUCAAGUACAUUGAUCUCAGUCAACGUCCGUCUGCAUCACGUGAUCUCGCUCAGUUCAUUUGUAAGAUGCCUAAUAUCAGGGAACUUCAUCUCGGUAAUAAAUUAGGAUUCACCAGUCCCUCACUUCAUGAAGAGUUCUAUUCAACGUUAUCAUCCUUAGCAUCAUGCGCAAAAAUUGAGCGUCUUAAUAUCAACCGUGUUGAUCUCAAUCAACGUCUGUCUGCAUCACGUGAUCUCGCUCAGUUCAUUUGUAAGAUGCCUAAUCUCAGGGAACUUCAUCUCGGUGAUAAAUUAGGACUCGCCAGUCCCUCACUUCAUGAAGAGUUCUUUUCAACGUUAUCAUCCUUAGCAUCAUCCGCAAAGAUUGAGACUCUUCAUCACAGUGAGAAUCUCAGUGCCUGUCCGUCUGCAUCACGUGAUCUCGCUCAGUUCAUCUGUAAGAUGAACUAUCUGAAGAACCUCACACUCGACGGGCAGUAUCAUGAUGACUUCUACUCAACAUCAUCAUCGAUGGCAUCAACUGCAAAGAAUAUGCGAAAAAUGAAUUUAUCAAUAAUGCCCUCAUGA
Lytechinus pictus (painted urchin) is the source of this 3320-nucleotide messenger RNA. RefSeq lists its product as uncharacterized. The record is from RefSeq and is a predicted model, not a curated record. Lineage: Eukaryota; Metazoa; Echinodermata; Echinoidea; Temnopleuroida; Toxopneustidae. The transcript is spliced from 6 exons. The coding region runs from base 2508 to 3320 and encodes 270 amino acids.